AGAAAACCGACACCACGAAAAGCCAUUGCAACUAUUGGACAGGAAAGGCCCACUGAGGAUCUCGGGUUGGAAGUUGGAGAAAUUAGGAUAAGAUUGGGAGAACAAGAAGCUGUAUUCGACAAAGGAGAAUGGCUACCAGGUACAGAGUCCUGUCACUGACAACUGAAUGCACACCAGUGCAGAGCUACGAGAACAUUUGUGUAUGGCAGAGGAGAUGCAACUGGACAAGGAUCCUCUGGCAGUGGCCCAAUGUACUCAUACAUGCCGGCGAGAUGCUGACUGCACACAACAGUGGCACACUUGCUUUGUUUGGUCACCACUGGUGCUGGAUGCAAAUGCUGCGAUGGUGGAUUGCAAGAGUGUGCUGCCACAAGACUGGCCCAACAAGUGGAAUUCACAAAGAAAACAAGAAAUUGAGGAAAAGGCUACAAGAUCUUGAGAAUGAGAACAAUUUGCUUAAACUGAAAUUUGAAAUUCUUCUUGACAUGCUAACACAAACAACUGCCGAAGCUCAUCUCAAAGAAAAACAGAUGGAGAAACUGCAGUCAGCUAUGAAACACUUAAAACGGAGAAAUUGAAAACUAUUAUUUCUGCCGUCAGAUGAUUCUUGCUCUACAGAAAUAAGUUAUCACCAGCAGGUCUGAAAGACAUCAUGGUGUGAUAAAUAAUUCAUGAACGGAGACACUACAACUAAGUGUAGUGGUUAUUGCUAAGGAGAACUGAUGUUUUGUUCCACAGCUCAGACAAUGAAACACUUAAUCAGCAUGUAGAAGGUUGUCUGUAUAGAAGCUAAUUGCUGUAAAACUGAAGCCUUCAGAAAUUUUUAAGGAAUGCACUCUUUGUGGAUUUGUGUCAUACUGUUUAAGAAGGCUGCCUGAUAGUGUUUAGUGUGAGUGAAAAUAAGUGACUUAAUAAU
Molecule: messenger RNA, 916 nt
Organism: Schistocerca piceifrons (Central American locust)
Lineage: Eukaryota; Metazoa; Arthropoda; Insecta; Orthoptera; Acrididae
Gene: Cby
Product: protein chibby homolog 1
Exons: 4
Coding region: 129-578 (149 amino acids)
Source: RefSeq, a predicted model, not a curated record